CACAGUUUUUUUGUUAUAAACAAUUAAAGGUGCGAACCCGCGGGGAACCACCACAGCCUCCUUCAUCCGGCAGCAACUGCUUUCCCAAACCCAAACCACUGGCAAUUUUCCGGUCCUCCAGGGUGCUUGGACUACUGCAGAGGCACUCGAAUUCGUCGCUGGCCACGCCGCCAAGUGUAAGUCAGGUAGAUUUUUACCAAUUAUGAGCUCUAUGAAGGUACACAAUGACAGUCGGAACAGAUGUUGACUUCAGCAAAAGAGACUUCGCCCUCAGCACAGAGUGCAUGGAUCCUAUCAUUGAGUCGCCCAAAAUCAGCUGCGGAGGGGAUGUCACGCCCAUUCGUCUACCAUCGAAGCCCAGAGAUCAUAGCGGAAUACUAAAAAGCGUAAAUUAGUUGCGACUCCGAAGCCUAUUCCCACACGAAACUGUUCGGAGAAGAUGCCCAUUCCCGAUCAAAAUGGCUUCAAGGGAAACCCAGUAUAUGAGGAAUCAAAUAGUGACAUAAAAGAAGUAAAACAUGAGCAAAAUACAGAAACGGCAAUCUAAUUCUUAA
Messenger RNA from Drosophila ficusphila, 554 nucleotides. Its product is annotated as little elongation complex subunit 1-like. Lineage: Eukaryota; Metazoa; Arthropoda; Insecta; Diptera; Drosophilidae. Bases 225 to 395 code for a protein of 56 amino acids. The record is from RefSeq and is a predicted model, not a curated record. The transcript is spliced from 2 exons.